Eurypyga helias (sunbittern) is the source of this 1270-nucleotide messenger RNA. RefSeq names its product zinc finger, DHHC-type containing 7 (gene ZDHHC7). Lineage: Eukaryota; Metazoa; Chordata; Aves; Eurypygiformes; Eurypygidae. Bases 8 to 925 code for a protein of 305 amino acids. Gene Ontology annotation, molecular function: protein-cysteine S-palmitoyltransferase activity. Gene Ontology annotation, cellular component: endoplasmic reticulum; Golgi apparatus. The record is from RefSeq and is a predicted model, not a curated record. The transcript is spliced from 6 exons. Gene Ontology annotation, biological process: protein targeting to membrane; peptidyl-L-cysteine S-palmitoylation.
GAAAACCAUGCAGUCAUCAGGGCACAGAUUCCGUGAUGUUGAGCACCACCCGCUUCUUGCUGAAAAUGACAGCUACGACUCCUCUUCCUCAGAGGCCGACAUGGCAGAGAGGGUUUGGUUCAUCAGAGAUGGCUGUGGUAUGGUCUGUGCUAUAAUGACGUGGCUUCUGGUUGUCUAUGCAGACUUCGUAGUGACUUUUGUCAUGUUGCUGCCUUCCAAAGACUUUUGGUACUCUGUGAUCAACGGUGUUCUCUUUAACUGCUUGGCAGUACUAGCUUUGUCAUCGCACCUGAGAACUAUGCUAACUGAUCCAGGGGCUGUACCCAAAGGAAAUGCCACUAAAGAAUACAUGGAUAAUUUGCAACUGAAACCAGGAGAAGUGAUUUACAAAUGUCCGAAGUGCUGUAGUAUCAAACCUGAACGUGCACACCAUUGCAGUAUUUGCAAACGAUGUAUUCGAAAGAUGGAUCACCACUGUCCGUGGGUGAAUAAUUGCGUUGGGGAGAAAAAUCAGCGAUUUUUUGUUCUGUUUACGAUGUAUAUAGCCCUGAUCUCAGCUCACGCGCUCAUACUGUGUGGGUUUCAGUUUUUCUCCUGUGUCCGAGGGCAGUGGACUGAAUGCAGUGACUUCUCCCCACCUGUAACUGUGAUCCUGAUGAUCUUCUUGUGCCUUGAGGGUUUUCUGUUUCUCACUUUCACUGCAGUCAUGUUUGGCACCCAAAUCCACUCGAUAUGCAACGAUGAAACGGAGAUCGAAAGGCUGAAGAGCGAAAAGCCAACGUGGGAGCGGAGACUGCGUUGGGAAGGAAUGAAAUCCGUUUUUGGGGGCCAGCCUUCACUCCUGUGGAUUAAUCCUUUUGCAGGAUUUCGAAUCAGGCGACUUCUGCUGAGAGCGAAGAAAGGAGGACCCGAGUUUUCUGUUUGAGGCUCAUUACGCUGGAACUGCAAGAGUACUAUAUAAUAUUUAUUUGGGGCCAGAGAAGGCUGACACAUCUAAUCUGUGACCAGGUGAAACUGAUAUCAGACAUUUGCUUGUAGCAAGCAGAGUUUUAUAUGUUUAUCGUCACAGACAUCUCAUUAACCGUCAGAGACGCCAACUGGAUCUGUAAUGGUCUUGACAGCAAGAUAACAACGGAAAAGCACGUGGUCACACUAAAGAAGCCAAAUGUCAUGCUACUGUAAUUUAUUUUAUGAGAUUAAUUAAUCCCUUUUUGUUAAACCCUUUUUAUUUGAUGAAUGUUUGGGGAAUUACCUGUGUGUUUUUAUAAGA